This is a messenger RNA of Chlamydomonas reinhardtii, 4902 nucleotides long. RefSeq lists its product as uncharacterized. The transcript is spliced from 3 exons. The record is from RefSeq and is a predicted model, not a curated record. The coding region runs from base 337 to 3891 and encodes 1184 amino acids. NCBI's taxonomy places the organism in Eukaryota, Viridiplantae, Chlorophyta, Chlorophyceae, Chlamydomonadales, Chlamydomonadaceae.
UGCUAGCAUAGAGAUAUGACCAAGACAGUUAGCUGGCCAGACCUUGGCCGGGCAUGCCUCGGCGUGCUGCUAGUGUAUCUUCAGGCCCGCACCAGCACUUGUAACGCUAAAAAUGUAGGCAGGUGGCUAAGCAAUGAUUGGGGCUUCGCGGCUGCAGUGGCCCUCCAUCUCGCCUGGCUUGUCUCCGUGCUGGCAGGGCGGCGCUCCUAUAUCUGCUGCGCAGCUAGAAUAGUACCCAAGUUACUAGCGGUCCUCCAGCUCGCCACGGCGUCGGGCGAGGUGGCCAUUGGGUGGUACACGUUCGGCAGCGACUGGCACCGCCCAGUCUGGAGAGCGAUGGCUGAGGCGCUCAUAUACUGCAACGAGGUGCCUUUUCAUAUGAUAAUCCCAGCGGGGCUAGUGGACGUGACCUGUACCGGCUGUGUGUGGGGCGCGCGUUUUUACCGAGCUCGCGUACUGCCAGGACAGUGGGCGCUGCCGCACGUCGCACUGCGGCUGCUCCUGUCUCUGGCAGUGUAUUAUUGCCGGCGGCCUGGGAUUCCUUGCCGGCAAAAACCGACGGACAGCAUAGCCCCGGUGGCGCCCGGCCCAAGUGCGCCAAAGGUCGCGCCCCUGGCGCACAACCUGGACGACGCGUGCCACACGCUGCUGCAGUCGCAUACCCCUGUCGUCAGCUCCAUGCUAUGCUGUAGCGACCCACAGUUGCUCUCCCAGAUUGCAGCGGCGUCCGCUCAGGACCUCGAGCCGGUGCGGCUGGAGGGCCUAAGCGCCGCGACCGAGGGCGGGGACGUGGGGCUACCACUGUUGGCGGAGCAGCCGGGCGCGGGGCUCCAAUCCGCACUGUUGCUUCAGCCGCAGCAUGUGGUCUCGCAACCGGCGCAACGGUAUCCACAGGCAGCAUACCCGCAGCGUCCCGCCGCCCCAAUGGGGCUCAUUCCGGUGGCGCCCAGCGACCUGGGACCCGGGCUCGCUGGCUUUGGGCAGCCGUCCGGCGGCCGGGCGCAAACGGGCGGCAUGGAGGCGUACGAGCUAGCCCGACGCCUCGUGAGCAGUGCGGCAGCGAGUGGGAGCGCUGGCGGGAGCAACGGUGCCGGUGCCGGCGGGCCGGGGUCAUACACGUCAGCAGCGCGCAAGGUGCGUGUGAGCGUGAAGAUCCCGGACCGCGAGCCUGAGGAGCUGCCGCCCAACUGGGAGUCGGACCUGCGCAUUAACGGCCAGCGCGAGGCAGCGCUGGUGCUGUUCACCUACAUGCGCCGCGGCUGCGUGCAGCUAGUUGUGGACGUGCUGCGGAGGAUGCCGGAACAGCAGCAAGGGCUGCAGCAGCCGCAACAGCAGCAAGCAGUAGGGAGUGCAGGCGGGGCACGGCAGCGCGGGCAGGACAGCGCAGACGCGUCUGAGGGCGCUAGCGUACCGCCGACCGCAUCUUCAGUGAUGCCGGCUCUGGCCGGUGGCGGGGCGGCCGUCGGGGCGGUGCAGGAGGCGCUCAGCGCGGCAGGUGUCGGCCAGCUGAUGGUGGGGCGGACUGUGACAGUGCAGGUGGACUCGCAUGUCACUCAGGUGCGUGUGAAGCAGCAGGCAGUGGCCGCUGACGGUGGCGCUGAAGCAGCAGAGGUAGGACAGGGCAGCGCCAGUCGGUCGUCGCAGCCUUUGGCGGAGGUUGACGGCGAAGCUACAUGCAGCGUCGACCAGACGCCGCCGCCGGACGUCCAGGUGUGGCCUGCAGUUGUGUGCUGCGCCAGCAGUAGCGUUUGGCGCUCGUCGCAACCGACGGUUCAGCUGACUUGCAGCUGGAACGGCAAGGCGGCAGCUGCCGCUCACAGCGCCGCGGGCUGCAAUCUGGACCAUUUUCACAGUGAGCCACAGGGUUCCUCCUUCGCUCCAGCAAGCCCAGCGGACACGCAGCGUCACGAGGCGCCGGAGAUGCUAUGCAUCACCGCUCGCCAGCAGGGCCGCUUCCUGCCUGUACGCGUCUCAAACGGCAGGGCGGCCGACCGUUCCUUGUCUACGGCGCUGCAGAGACCCUGCGUGGCGCCGCCAGUGCCGUGGGCUGCAGUGUCAGCUGGUGGCUGCAGCUUGGAGCUCGCGUCCUGCAGCCGUCAGGGCCUGCUGCAGGUAGAGAUGUGCCGCGGCGGCGUGCACAGCUGCAACGCGGCCUCUGUCCUGAUUCUCGAGUCGACAGCAGCAACCCACGAGCUUCAGCAGCAGCUCCUGCUGUGCAGCGCGGCGGAGGUUGCGGCCGCGGCAGCCGGUGCGCCGCAGGGUUACUGCGCGCCGGUGCAGCACCUGCUGCGCGAUUUCGGCGUGUUCUUGGACAUUGUGGCGCAGCUGGGGCUGGCAGAGCCGCGGAUUGCCUCGAAAGCCUCCUGCAUUGGCGGCACCGAAAGCGACUGUGGCGUCCAGCUUAUCACGUGGGCGCUGCCAUCAAUGGCGUCGCCCAACCGGACUCCGGUGCCUGACUGCCUUUUGCUUGCGCCGCUGUCAACUCAUGCGGAGAGCGAGGAGGAGGACGCGGCGCGGGCGCGGCAGCUGGCCGCGAUGGGCUGCGAUGUGGGGCUCAGCCUGCUGCAGCACUUCCUUGUCGCGGGCAUGCCCGCCUGCGCUGGCACCGUGCUGGACCUGCUGGCGGAGGGAUUGGAUGUGCCCGCGUCCAUGCUUGCCGCCUACCACUGCCGUGACGGCUUCAGCCUCCUUCACCACGCCGCGCGCAGUGGCCAAUUGUCGUCGCCAGCCACGCUGGCGGCCUGGCUGGAGGCGCGCGGCGUUGUGCCAGGCUGGGCCGCGCCGGCGGGUGCGGCCGCGCUGUCACCGCUCCACCUGCUGGCCGCAUCCCCGGACGGCUGCGGCGCGGCAGCGACGGUAGCGGCCCUGCAGCUGCGAUGGCCCGAGGUGACGGCUGCCUGGAGGUCGGCCGGCACGGAGCCGGGCGGCUGUGGGGCCGCCCCGGCUCAGUUUGCCGCGUUCGCAUUUGAUGCCGGCACCGCGCAAUACCAGCAGUCAGCUAUCGCGCUUGCGUCAAGCGCUGCAAGUGCGCUGGGCGUGGGCGCCGCGUGGCGGCUGGCCGUGCGGGCGGCGCGCGCUCUGGUGCCUCGCGGCCCUGCUAACGCGGCCUGGGGCCUGUGGUGCCAGAGCCAGAGCUUCACGUCACCAGAGCUUGAGGCAGCGUAUGGUAACUGGCUCACUCGCCGCACGACGCUGUUUGACCACAGCUUCCUUGCGCUGUACGUGGCGCACGCGCUCAUGCACGCAGCUGCGCAGGGCUGGGCAGCCUGGGUGGAGCAGAACAAGGCGGGGCUGCUGCUGCUGUGCAUCCGGCUGGCGCUGCUGGCGUUCAGCUUCAGUGGCGAGGGUGACAGCACGUCUCCAUGGCGGCCGCUCCGGACACGGGAGGGCCGAACAGUGGUGCUUGAGGUGCUUCGGAUGCUGUUGAUGAUGUCCCUGGCGGCAGGGCUGCUGGAGAUGCCGGCGCUGUGGGCGCGUGUAGUCCAGUCGAAGGUCGACCUCAUCUUCAACGCCGUGAUGCGGCCUCUGGCGAGCCAGAUGCGCCUGGGCAGCAGCGCUAUAUGCUCGCUAACCGCUCUCAUUGGCGAGACGGUCAUCAUGGCUUUCUUGAUUUGGUCGCCGCAGGGCGCGUUGGCGCGCGCCUUGGCGCUAGCGGCGGCUAUGGCUCGCAGCGCGCUUACGCACGGCGUGGGCAUGGGCGUCACUUUGCUGCUGCAGGUGUCGCUUCGCCGGCGGUUCCUGCAGGAGGAGCGGCGCCGGCUGCUGACGCAAGCACAGAGUCAGCAUGCACGGGCGCAGCCGCCCACAUGUAGCAGUGGUAGCAAGGCCGGGGUCGAUGCAGAAACUGCGGCAUUUGGUCUCUUUGUCCCGUGUCGUUGUGUGGUCAUUUGAAGCGUCGUAGCAGAGGUCUGGGGAAUCAUGUUUGCGCCACACAGCACAAUGGACAUGUAGGGCAAGACGCUUGCCAUAGUCAGGCCUUUGUUCGCGGUACCAUGACACCCAACUGGACUGGAGGGGGUUAGCUCGGAACCAAUCCCAUAAGGAGACAGUAGCGCUGCAAGGAGAAGCUGCAGCGGACUGGAGGGGGGCCUUCAAAGCGCACUAUGAUGCAGGUGGUAUGUUGGACUUAUUCAACACUCAAUGUAUUGAAUGCAUUGUGCGCGCCACAGGUGUUCAUCUGUUUGGGCAGUUAUCCGCACGGAUGCGCCGCAGGCGCAAUUGCACACACGUCAGUCAUGUGUUUGGACUUUGGAGGCCUGUGCGUCGCCAGGUGUCUUGUUGGAGUGGGGCUCGUGUGCCAACAUUAUAAGCUGUAGUACAUGGCUCCAUAGCUUCACCGGCAGAGCUGGGGCUCAUUCCGUGUUGAUGAUUGAGCGCAUUCAUGUGAUGUGAUGUGCAAGAGGGACGUGCUGACGCAGUUCACGAGCCAAAGUUUUCCACACGUGUGCAGCAAUGACGAUAUGAAUCGGGAAGCUGUCUUGCGCCUUGGACUCUUGGUCAUGCACAGGCGAACGGCAAUGAACAUUCUAGAUAGAAGGUAACCCAUGUGCCUUCAAUGCUGUUGUAGCGUUCCAGGGCACGAUACGGUGCAAGGCUGUACACCAUGGGUCUGGGCUAGGGUGGAGUACUGCGACACUUGUUGGGAGCAUGACAUGAGAGCUAAGGUCCCAAGACCUGGCGACCUGGUUAUGUUCGUGCACAUACGGUACGGCUCAAGGAGUACAAGGCGUUUGACCCGUUCAGACAACAAGCCGUCUGGCCGCAGCGGUGCCGCAUGGUAGGCGGUGCCUUGCUUGGACAUCAAAGUUGACUGCGCCUCAACACCAGGGCACGGGGUACAGCGUUGCACAGAAAGUUGUACGCAGCAGGUUUACUGGGUAAGUGGAUUACCGAUGAUGGCGU